Messenger RNA from Ictalurus punctatus (channel catfish), 1255 nucleotides. RefSeq names its product interleukin-17B. Bases 104 to 682 code for a protein of 192 amino acids. Gene Ontology annotation, molecular function: cytokine activity. The transcript is spliced from 3 exons. Gene Ontology annotation, biological process: inflammatory response. NCBI's taxonomy places the organism in Eukaryota, Metazoa, Chordata, Actinopteri, Siluriformes, Ictaluridae. The record is from RefSeq and is a predicted model, not a curated record. Gene Ontology annotation, cellular component: extracellular region.
AAACCUGGUAUGUAGUGACACGCAUGCUGAUCGCGCCAAAAGGUGUUUAAUACAUGGUCGAACACGUGUGCCAAAUGUAAUCGCAGCGAGCUGAGUGGAAACCAUGGGCAGAUUUUGGAACGAGCUAUUAAUGGUGCUGAUGCUGGCGGAUAUAUUGGUCAUGGCGCUGGCGCGCAAAGAAGGCAAAGCGCGGAAGCGCAAAGUGGAGGGCCAGCAGGACACGCAGCCGCAGCGCAACGCCACUUCCUUCCAGAUUCCCCUCGACCCCAUUCUGACCGGAGACCACACAGCAGGAGCCGGAGAACAAGAGGUGGACUUCGACAAGGCCAUAGAUGACAUGGUGUCCCAGGUGAGGAACAACCCGGCUCUGUCCAAAAGCAAGUGCGUAGUGGACCGCCACCUGUGGAUGUCCAACAGUCGAAGCCUCUCCCCGUGGUCAUACAGGAUCAAUCAUGACGAGAACCGCAGGCCCGUCGACAUACCGGAGGCCAAGUGCGCAUGCGCGGGCUGCAUUAACCCGUUCACCAUGCAGGAGGACCGCUCAAUGACCAGCGUGCUCAUCUACGCCAAGAUCCCGGUGCGGCGGCUGCAGUGUCCCCGCAAGAAGAAGAAGAAGUGCGUGCCGCGUUACCGCACCGUGGUGGAGAGCAUCGCCGUGGGCUGCACGUGCAUAGCAGGCUGACUUCAGCCAAACUAAUCUUCACGAACUCUCACUCUGAUCACGUUUGUUUUUAUUAUUAUUAUUAUUAUUAUUAUUAUUACUGUUCAACUUCAUGUACAUGCUCAAAGUCAAGUUGCUGAACCAAACCGAAAGGGAAUCACAGUGUAUCCUUCUACACCAGAGCAACUACACUAUCUGUCCAUUUGCCCCCCACAAUUGAGUAUUGCUGAUGUUGUUGUUUUUCUUUAUACUGGUUAUAAACACUUUAUUAUUAGCCAUCUGAUUAUUUAGCUACUACUUUUUAUGCAGUUAAGCAAAGUUAAGUCACUUUUCUCUGUUUCAUGAUAUAAGCAGUGAAUUAGCAAGGCAACGUGAAAGCUACUCUUUUUUUCUAUUUGUUAUUCAUUAGGCCACAAGGUACCUUAUGUCACUUUGCUGUAUUGUGUUUAAAUUUAGGGCAUUUGGCUGACGCCCUUAUCCAGAGUGACUGACAUUUAUCUCAUUCAGUUGAGGGAUAAUGGCCUUGAUUAAGGGCCCAGCAGUGGCAGUAGUGCAACGUCCUAACCACUGAGUUAUCAAUCUUUCCUACUGAAU